Messenger RNA from Nelumbo nucifera (sacred lotus), 1979 nucleotides. RefSeq lists its product as uncharacterized. The record is from RefSeq and is a predicted model, not a curated record. NCBI's taxonomy places the organism in Eukaryota, Viridiplantae, Streptophyta, Magnoliopsida, Proteales, Nelumbonaceae. Gene Ontology annotation, molecular function: transcription coregulator activity. Gene Ontology annotation, biological process: regulation of DNA-templated transcription.
GAAAGGGAGAUGUAAUACCGGUUGGGGGGCAGGCAUGUGGAUGUGUGGGGGACACACCUAGUCACCCACCCCAUUGGUAAGGUAAACCCUUUAAAUUAUUGAGUGAAGGACAGAAAAAGAAAGAAGAGAAAAGCAAAGCUCAGCCUAACCCCUCUUGCCUCCCCCACCCAAUCCCCCUCCCCUCUCCCCAUUCUCUUUCCUUCUCUCUCUCUCUAUCUCUUUAAUCUGGUUUCUGGUCUUCUCAAAGGAAAAGGGUGGUGGUCUUCUUACAAGUGGGGGGUUGCAGAGGAGAGGAGAAGAAGCCCGGCAAGAGUAGAAGCAACAAAAACUGAACAAGUCUAUCGUAGAAAUUUGUUUUAGUGUGAGGCAGGAUUAGUUCCUUGUAUCCUUAUUGUGUAGUUGGAUUUCAGUUGUUAGUGAAGAUGCCAAGGCCCGGCCCUCGGCCCUAUGAGUGUGUCAGGAGAGCUUGGCACAGCGACAGGCACCAACCCAUGAGGGGAUCUCUCAUUCAAGAGAUUUUCAGGGUCGUCAAUGAGAUUCACAGCGCUGAAACUAGGAAGAACAAGGAAUGGCAGGAAAAGCUCCCUGUUGUUGUGUUGAAAGCAGAGGAAAUCAUGUACUCCAAAGCUAAUUCUGAGGCGGAGUACAUGGAUCUCAAGACGCUUUGGGAGCGGGUAAACGAUGCCAUUAACACGAUUAUUCGCAUAGAUGAGAGCACUGAAACAGGAGAGCUUCUUCAGCCUUGUAUCGAAGCCGCCCUUCUCCUUGGUUGCAUUCCAAGAAGAGCAUCGAGAAGCCAACGGCACAGUAACCCGAGGUGCUAUCUCACCCCCAGCGCGCAGCAGCCUGCCUCUGUCCCUCCGAGAAUCCCUGACAGCACAACCCAUAGAGGUCUGCCCCCUUUACUGCCACUUCAGUCCGGCAAUCAAACCACCAGCCCACAGUUGAUUCCGUAUUAUUCGAGCUUCACGAGGCCAACAACCAUGAACCCAACUCGUCUGGGUUCGGAAUGUGGCAUUCCUGUCACUCGAGGCAAUAACCCCACUACACCUCGCGAGUUCCCUUUUCCACCACAGAGUUUCCUCCCAUCUGGUAGUAACCAAUCCUUUCCUGUUGAAGCUUACCCCCAAUCAAACAUGAGUUGCGUUUAUCCCCUGUAUUAUGGCACACCCGUUCAGAUUAAGGAGCCUCGGUUAAGCUCCCAAACUCCCCAAGACUCAAACUGUAACAGGGUUGUUGGUAAACCUUCUUUCGGGAGAACCCCAGAGGCUGCCGAGGUGGGUGUGCUGGAGAACUUCUUACCCAGUGAUGCAGCUGUAAAUGCCUCAAACAGAACAUCUCAACCAGACUUAAGGGAUGCAUCUGGCAAACCUCCUGAGAUUGAGUGUGACUUGUCCUUGCGCUUGGGUCCGCUCUCAACUGCAGGCAUUGUCCCAGAAAAUCACUGGGUUCAUGAGGUUGAGGACGUUGGGUCGAGUAGCUCUCAAGAGGGCAGCAAGUUCAGUGAUUUGUCUCCACACAACGAUAAAGAGUUCUGUUUCUUCCCCCGGGACAAUGUCGACGAUCCUUUGGAGUCCUCUUCCAGUAAAUGGAGUUCUGAGGGGGAAGGUCCAGGCCUCGAUGCAACCUUCAGAAAGCGCAAAGCACCCGAUGGAAGCCCUGCUGAGGAAGGCCAAUUUUACUGGCAACCAAAGCUUCCAUCAGAUCAAUUCCUUGCCAGAUUCAAGAAGCCUGGUUUGUAGGAAAUGGGAAUCCUUUUGUAGUACAUAAAUUUUGGAAUCUUGAGAUGGCUCAAGUUUUAUAUAUGUAUGUCUCCACAUAGCCUUCUUUGCAACAAUUUUGUAUGUUCAACUAGUUUUUUCAUGUUUUGAUGUUGAGCUUUGAGCUGCAUGCUUUUGCCUGAAUGCGAAGUGAAGUGUAAACAGAUUUGUUUCUAAUGCAACACUGGAUAAAACAAAGCUCUAAACCAUUGGUUUCAA